Messenger RNA from Uloborus diversus, 2803 nucleotides. It is a transcript of the gene Asap, whose product is annotated as arfGAP with SH3 domain, ANK repeat and PH domain-containing protein-like. Gene Ontology annotation, biological process: regulation of DNA-templated transcription; positive regulation of GTPase activity. Gene Ontology annotation, cellular component: cytoplasm. The record is from RefSeq and is a predicted model, not a curated record. NCBI's taxonomy places the organism in Eukaryota, Metazoa, Arthropoda, Arachnida, Araneae, Uloboridae. The transcript has 26 exons. The coding region runs from base 47 to 2803 and encodes 918 amino acids. Gene Ontology annotation, molecular function: sequence-specific DNA binding; protein binding; GTPase activator activity.
GUUGUGUGUUUUAUUUAUUUGAUUGUAAACAAAUCUGCUUUUCACCAUGCCUGGGUUAAUGAGUGUUGCAGAAUUUGUUGGCGAAGUACGAGAAGAUUAUAGUUCUCCUACGACUUCAUCUUUCGUUAGCAAAAUAGCUUUGUGUCGUCAAACUGUUACUGCACUGGAGGAGACACUUGAUUUUGACCGAGAUGGUUUAACGAAAAUGAAGAAAGCUGUUAAAGCCAUUUACAGCAGUGGAAAUUCUCAUGUUGACAAUGAAAAGUAUUUAUCCAAGACUUUAGAUAGGCUUGGGGAGAAUGCUGUAACUAAGGACCAAGAACCUGAUAUAGGUGCUGCAUUUAUCAAAUUUUCUAUAGUAACAAAAGAAUUAUCUGCAUUAAUGCAAACACUAAUGCAAAAUUUAAAUAAUAUAAUAAUGUUUCCUUUAGACAAUAUAUUGAAAGGUGAUUUAAAGGGUGUUAAAGGGGAUCUGAAGAGGCCAUUUGAAAAAGCAUGGAAAGAUUAUGAAACAAAAAUAACGAAAAUUGAGAAGGAGAAGAAACAACAGGCAAAAGAAGCAGGUUUUAUUCGAACAGAAAUAUCUCCUGCUGAGAUUGCUGAAGAAAUGGAAAAGGAACGAAAAAUUUUUCAGCUGCAGAUGUGUGAAUAUCUAAUCAAAGUAAAUGAAAUCAAGACUAAAAAAGGUGCCGAAUUGUUGCAACAUCUUGUGGAGUAUUACCAUGCUCAAAACAAUUAUUUUCAAGAUGGCUUGAAAACGAUUGAACAUUUUAGUGGUUACAUCAAGGAACUAGCUACCAAACUACAAAAAAUCAAACAAAAACAAGACGAAGAAAGAAAAAAGCUUGUAGAUCUUAGGAAUACUUUGAGAAAUUCUCCUUCUCUUGAUUCUCGUGAGAGCUUAGUGUUAUAUCCCUCUGGAUAUACACCACACCAACCAUCAGGAAAUGAAAAUUUCGGCUACACAAAAAUAGGAAAUUUGUUGAAGAAAUCAGAUGGAAAAGUGCGUAAAGUUUGGCAGAAGCGGAAAUGUGAAAUAAGAGAUGGUUUUCUUUACAUAUCGCACUCAGACGAAACGAAACCCCCCACGAAAUUAAACCUGCUCACAAGUCAAGUUAAGGUUGUUCAAGAGGAGAAACGAUGUUUUGAUCUCAUAUCAUAUAACAGAACGUAUCAUUUUCAAGCAGAAGAUGAAAAUGAAAUGGAAGUGUGGAUGUCAGUGUUAGUAAAUUGUAAAGAAGGAGCUCUCAGAAAAGCUUUUGAUGACUCAGGGCAGACUGGUGUUACAAAAUUAAAUCAAAGCUUAUUAGAGCUUCAACAGGGUAUAAUCCGACAAGUACAAAGGUCGCCUGGCAAUGAUCGUUGUUGCGACUGUAAUUCUACUAAAGAUCCUACGUGGUUAUCUACAAACUUUGGUAUUUUAAUGUGUAUAGAAUGUUCUGGUAUACAUAGGGAUUUAGGGGUUCAUAUUUCACGUAUUCAAUCUUUGACAUUAGAUAACAUAGGAACAUCUCAACUUUUGCUUGCACGGGUAAUGAGCAAUGCUGGUUUUAAUGAUAUAGUAGAGGCUACUUUAAGUCAAGCAAGGAAACCCACGCCACAAAGCUCAAUGGAGGAACGAUAUGAGUUUAUUAGAGGUAAAUAUGUAGAUAGAAAAUUUGCUAUUAGGACAUGCUCUGAUGAAAAUGAUUUAAUGAAUGACUUAGAAAAUGCAGUUACUUCAAGACAUUUAUAUCAGCUACUCCAGGCAUUUGUUGAAGGCGUUGAUUUAACUUGCAUUUUGCCAAAUAGUGCUUCUGGUGAAACAUCCUUGCACCUCGCAGUUUCACAAGAAGAUGGUUCCUCCUUACAUAUUGUAGAUUUUCUUGUACAAAAUAGUCCAAGCUUAGAUAAACAAACCAAAGAUGGGAGUACAGCCCUUCAUAUUUGUGCUCUAAGAAAUCAAGCAGAGUGCAUGAAAUUGCUUCUGCGAAGUGGUGCUAAUCCUCAAAUUGAAAACAGGGAAGGAAAGACUCCAUUAGAUAUUGCCAAAGAAAAAGACUUCCUUACUUGUGCUGAGCUGCUAGAGCAUGCAAUGCAGAACAAAAAGACCUUGUUUGAAAAUGUAAAUAUUGAUUGGGGUUUGUCGCAAGAAGAUGGCUCAACAGAUUUCAGUGAUGAAGAUGCAGAUGAGAAAGGAGGCCAAGUAACUCCUGAACAUGUAAAUCGUUCUCGGCCGUCCAGUGUUGUUGGGAAUGAAUCUUUAACGAGCAGGUCCAGUUCUGUAAGCGAAACUGUGAAGCAAAGUCCACUUGUUACACCACGCACAAUGCCCCCACCACCUCCUCCACAAAACAAAAAACCAUUUACACCAGGUGCCAAACAAGUGCAGCCAAAAUCUUCUGAAUAUCCUAUGCUCAAAAGUCUGGAAAAAGCCAUUGUUUCUAACACAGGGUCACUUCAAAGACCAAAAUGUCCUCCACCACCUACGCCUCCAGUUGCUUUAAAUGAAACUGUAGAGACUUUGAGCAAUGGACAGUCAUCAGACAGCUUACCUCAGUCAUGUGACUCAAACAGUAGUCAAAGCCAAACACCUGUACCUCCUCCAAGAAAAAGGCAUGACACGAUAAAACAAAGACGCUGCCGUGCACUGUACGAUUGCGAUGCCGAUAGAGAAGAUGAACUCUCUUUCAAAGAAGGCGAAGUGAUUAUCAUCAUUAGUGAAAUAACUGAUGACGAUGACUGGAUGGAGGGCAGUAUUGAGGGACAACCGGAAAGACGGGGCGUCUUUCCGUCUAGCUUCGUGCACGUUCUGAAAGAGUGA